Molecule: messenger RNA, 1250 nt
Organism: Monodelphis domestica (gray short-tailed opossum)
Lineage: Eukaryota; Metazoa; Chordata; Mammalia; Didelphimorphia; Didelphidae
Source: RefSeq, a predicted model, not a curated record
CUUAAAAGAUAUGGGCUCAUGUGAGCUUAGGGCAUCUUCAGCAGCUUCUCUUCAAUUGGCCGCUUCAUCUCUGCCAUUGGAGCCCCGUGGGCACUGGGACCCGAGCAGUGCCGCAGGGCCAAAGCCACGGACUCCCGCCACCGGCGCCAUGGAAAAGCAGCCCAGCGAUCCGGACAUAGACCUUCUCAGCAGCACCCUGGAGACCUCGUGGCCAGCUGCUAGGCCGGAGGAGGCCCCCGAGGCCUUAAAGCGGCAGAGCCCUAAGAGCCCGGUGGGCAGCCCCCAGCGGAACAGUGGCCAAGGAGGCCCCAUCUCGAAGCCUGUGGGGCUGCCGCCAUGGUCUCUGCCCCAGCCCUCGCCCCCUCCCCCUUUCCUCGACGACCCCCCCUCCUUGGGCACCUCCGGGAUUAGGAGGCCCUUCUCCCGCGUUCAGAUCCCGCUGACUGAAUGCCGACCCCACGACUUCGGGACGGAAGUCACUGCCCUCACCUGCAGCCUCCAGGACCUGGGGCUCGGCCACCAGGCCCAGACCAGAUCUGGCCCGGCGCCCGAUCCCGAACGGAAUCCGGACCUCCAGCAGGAGCAGCCGCGCCGGGCUUCCUCUAGGAGACAGGAUGCCCAGCUGCCCGACAGGCCCCGGCCCCUUGGCUCGGUGGCCAAGUGCCCGUGUAAGAACAAGCCCCGCCGCCACCACCAUCUCCGUCGACACCUUCACCACCGUCGCCAUCUGUUCCUGGCGUCUCAUCUGGGCUUCUCUUCUUUUGAGACCUUCCCACGGGAGAGGAGGCAUGGAGGCCAAGAAUCGCAGCAACCAACGGUUCUAAUUAUCCUGAAGAAACAUUGACCUGUGAGACCCACCUCUGGUCCGGGGACUGGUGGUGCUGGCCCCUCCCCCUUCCCCCUUCACUAGGUGCCAUAGUGGUUAGAGUUGGGGUCUGGAGGGACCUAGAUUCUUGGCUUAGCCAGGCCUGAGCCCUGUGAGCUCUCCGUCCCGCGCCCCGCCCCGCCCCCAGGCCUCUGCUUUGUUUUGGGAUGGAACUGCUGUCCCUCCCACUCUUAAACCCCCCCCCCUCCAUCUCCCACCCCCAUUUUUUAAAGUUUUUUCUUAGGAUGAGGUUGAGGCACCACCCUCUCCUCCUGGGAGCCUGGAAAACUUCCUCUAGUCUCCUUUCUUCUGUUACAUGCAAAAGAAAAUGAAUCUUUGUACAUAGUUUUUGUAAUGGCAUCUUAAUAAAUUGGAAAUGAUUACA